Molecule: messenger RNA, 1949 nt
Organism: Melampsora larici-populina 98AG31
Lineage: Eukaryota; Fungi; Basidiomycota; Pucciniomycetes; Pucciniales; Melampsoraceae
Exons: 2
Coding region: 332-1711 (459 amino acids)
Source: RefSeq, a predicted model, not a curated record
CUAGAUUGCAUAUGCCUUCUUCAGCAAAGGCAGGCAAGUCUCCAACGAAAAGUCGAUUGCAGACAAAGUUUUAGGUUAAUGCAUGAAUGACCUUUUGGAAAGGUUUUCGCUAUGAGUUGUCUGAUCGAAGUCGGUCUCUAUAUAACCAAUGAAGAUUUACCCGCAGACUACACCACUAAAUCUCAUAACUCUUUCAAUACGAAGUUUUCCAUCUCAAUCGAUUCGUCAAACUUAACACACAUGAGACUCCAAUCCAGUGCUUCUUUCAACAUAUAAAGUAAUCCGGAUACCCAGAACGACGAUUCGAGCAUCUUACUCGAAACCGUAGCGCAUGAAGUUAUUAAAAUCCUCUCGCCUUUGCUCAGGGUCGAUGUUAAUGUGUAAACUCUUGACCGCGCUCUCUACUGGCCUCGUAACAUCUUCUUUGGCACGAUGCACGAUCGAUCUACCGACCGGUCUUCUAUACUCGUUCCCAAUUCAGGCCGCUCUUCUGAUCUAUAAACUACCAGUCGUUGUCACCGACCAAGCUACGACGAAUACGGUAUGUUUACCAACAUCGACGGAUGAUCAAUUUGAGAUCGAUGACACUCAAGAAGACAUUCUCAAAAAGGUUUUUGGAACCGAUUCGAAUGCCUCAGAUAACAAACAUAUGCUUCAGUCUAUAUCCCCAAGUCAAGCUUUCUCAGCUUGGCAACCAACAGAGGAUGAAUCUUUACAAGUCUCUUCUGAGAUUAUGUCAGAUGAGAUAAUUGAUCCUGAUCCUGUGAUUGAUCGAGAAGUUAACACUCGACAAUCUAACAUUCCGAUCAAGUCAAAAUCACGAAAUCAAUCAAAAGCUCAUAUCUCAACUACGUUGAAAAAGCUUCCUUGGCUCAAAGAUUAUAUCUUUCCUUACCGGUUGAUCGCGAGGUGUUUGCGUUUAGUCGGUGAAAUGGUUAAAUUCGUAUUCAUGACCGGUUGGAGACUGGCGAGUGGAUGCGGAAUGAUUCUAGUGCAAAUCCUGCAAUUCUUGUGGGAGGAUAUCAUCUUCCCGCUGUUGUUGCCGUUUCGCCUGCUAUUCUACAUUUUCAUAAGGCUCCCCACCAUCAUUGCGACUCGUAUCUACCUAGCUCUCAAGCCACUAUUGGUCUUUCUGGCAUCCGGCGUGACCCUAGGUGUCCUCAUGGGGCUUCUUGGAGCGAUGACACAUGGAAUCUUAGGGGAUUGGAUCCUAUCACAUCACAAAUCUCGCACUGUUACAAUCCCCGGUUUGGUGUCACAUUCAGAUCUUCGUCAACCACAGGCACCCUCCCGGUUUGAACGUGAUCUCAUUACAGAUGAUAAGGAUAUCCAUCCACCGGAAGCUAAGAAGUCUUACAGUGGCCUAUGGGAAGGAAAUGUGUCACUUGAAGACAAUCGAGGUACCACUACUGCUACUAAGCUCGGUAUGGGUGUGACUAGACAUCGCGUGCCUACCAGUGGUUCUAGACAAGACGAUUCAUCAAAUCCUCGUAAAGGCGAUGGAACUUAUUCCAAAGCAAGUAGUCUUGAACAACCUAUCGUUCGAACAAGAGACAGAUCACUUUCUGGUUCUUCUAAUACUUCUAAAACUUCAUCAAUCAUGAAAGGUAGUCGCAAAAAGGGUUCAAGUUAUCAUCCACCAUCAGAAUCUUCAGUUAGUGGAACUAGUAGUAAAGGAAAGAAAAAGAAAGUCACAUUUAAAAAUGAUUAAAACGUUUUUUUGUUGUAGUUUUUGUAGUUUUUUUUUUGUCAAAGAGAAAUAAAUUGAACUGAUUAUUGAUAGGCUCAUUUUUUUUUAUUUUUUGUUGUUCCUUAUCAUAUAAUUAUCUUAAUCUAUUUAUCUGUCUGUCUUAAUGUAUGAUGUGAAUCUGUAGUAUGGUGCUGUGAAUUAUGUGAAUGUCGCUGAAAUGUUAAGACCCAAAUCAAGGCUUAAAAUCAGCUCUGUCACU